CGUUGCGGUGAAAUAGCGGGGCGGGACUCGGGUCGUCCACCAAGCUGUUGCAAAACUUCGGAUCCGCAGCCUGCGGUCGAUUGACAGAAAAGAGACAAAAGAACAGGAAGACGCGUUCCAGCGCAUACUGUGAUCAUGGCUGACGAAGCGGCCGUUGUGGAGGAAGACAUCAGCCCAGCUCAGAGUCCUCUGGUGACACUCAGCUUCCAGAGAAACGACACCAGGAAACAGAAGUAUCUGGAGGCUGAGCCCAAAGCUCUGGGGAUCACUCAGAUGGGCCUCAGUCUGUAUAACAUCAUCUGCGCAAGUGUGUUCCUGGCCAAAGGUAUUACUCAUCUAGAGCAUCAGAUCCCAUUCUUCGUUUCAUCGCUGCUCGUGGUGAUCGCUGGGAGUGUGGCUGUAGUGGCACUGAACCUCCAUCUGCCAACGCUGAAAGCCUGUCUUGGGAUGCAGAUUGUGGCAUGCAUUGCCUCCAUUGUCAACAUGUUCAUUGCUGAGAUUAAAAUGGAGGUCGAGACCUAUUCCUGUUGGAAUCACUAUAAUGACACAGUUGAUAGUGAAGAUUUCUGCAAUCAGUUGAGGCUCAAAGCCUGUCUUGGGAUGCAGAUUGUGGCAUGUGGUGCCUCCAUUGUCAACAUGGUCUGUGCUCUGAUUAAAAUGGAGGUGGAGACCUAUUCCUGUUGGCGGAAUUAUCAUCCUUAUAAUGACACAUUUAAUGGUGACGAUUUGUGCUAUGAAGUGAGGAAAGUCCACCUGCAAUUUUAUGCUGAGAGUGCCCUUGUCCAGGUUGCUCUGUUUGCCAUCUCUGUCACUCUGGCUGUCUACUGCUGCAAAGUGGUCAACUGCUGUGCUCCAGCUCCAAAAAUGCCGGUGAUCACUGUACAAGCUUCCCCAACACAACAGUGAGGAGACAGUGGGACACAAGCCACACAGAAAUGGUGCAGUGUUACUGGCACUGAUCAAUAUUUUCUAAUAUUAUUAGACAUUUGUGUAACUUGAACUGUGCCACUUCUAAUGAUGUUCAUGGCAGUUGCAUGUUGCGUGGCAGCCCAGUGCUCCCCCAGGGGUUGGGUUACAUGCAGAGGACCGAUUUCAUUGUGACAUUGUAACAGAUGUAAUGAUGAAAAACAAAAGCUUUCUUCUUCUUCUAUUAGAUGCAGCUUUAGAUCAAAUGUCUUUGAUAUAACUUUCAUGUUGCAUGACACAUAUUCAUAGUCUGUUCUAAUCAAUUAAGAGAUGAUUGAUAAACAGCUGAAGUUACUGUCAAUACAAGUAUGUAUGACAGAAUAUUAUUCUAUUUUUAUAUAUUAUAAAACAAACAUUAUUCUACCAUAAACUAAUAAUUUUAAUAACUUUGUUUCAUUUGUUCAUUGGGUUCUUUAUGUCUGUCUUAAAUGCAAAAUCUGACAGCUACCAGUUAUGCUAUUCAGUGGCACCAAAAAGCUUAACUGCAAUGUCAGCAACAAAAACACGACAAAAUAACAUAUUAAAAAUGACCAUAAUUAUUAAUGUAAUUAAUAAACCAAAAGUAAAUGAACACUCAGCAUCUCUAUGCACCGGCCAGAGCCAAAACAAGCAACCCCCUUUAUUUUAUAAGUAUUGUAACAUCACCCAUCUGCUUCUACACCCGCACUUCUCUGUGCUUAUCUGAUUCCAUCAUCUAAACUCAACUCACGCGUGCAGCUAAAAAGCACAACAAGCACCAAAACAGUCACUCUGUCGACAGAGAAGCUGCCGAGAAGCAAGUGGAUG
Molecule: messenger RNA, 1752 nt
Organism: Betta splendens (Siamese fighting fish)
Lineage: Eukaryota; Metazoa; Chordata; Actinopteri; Anabantiformes; Osphronemidae
Exons: 8
Coding region: 136-906 (256 amino acids)
Source: RefSeq, a predicted model, not a curated record